Molecule: messenger RNA, 4020 nt
Organism: Protobothrops mucrosquamatus (brown spotted pit viper)
Lineage: Eukaryota; Metazoa; Chordata; Lepidosauria; Squamata; Viperidae
Gene: CHST14
Product: carbohydrate sulfotransferase 14
Exons: 1
Coding region: 285-1385 (366 amino acids)
Biological process (GO): dermatan sulfate proteoglycan metabolic process; carbohydrate biosynthetic process
Cellular component (GO): membrane
Molecular function (GO): sulfotransferase activity
Source: RefSeq, a predicted model, not a curated record
UCUUUUUCGUCAGCUGCCCUGCAGGCGCAAAGAAAGAAGCCUGGAAUCUCCCAUUUUCUUUUGUCUCGUGGAAUAUGCCAGCUCACCAAUUUUGGGGCCCUACUGCUGCUUCAUGAAAUACAUCUAUUAGCCUGAACUAGGCCAGGCUAAUUAAGGCAGCUGCCAACAGGACUAUUGUUGAUAUAUAGCCAGGGCCCUUUGUCUCCAAUCCAUCCAAAGCAAUGUCAGUGGCAAUAGCAUAGUCAGCCUCAAAUUUGUGCUGCUACCACCUGAGAUUCCAGGCUAUGUUUCCACAGCCCCUUGUUCCUUUAGGGACAAGAGCUAAAGAGAUGGGGGUGUCUUCAAUGCAUCGGAUUACCUUGUCUGCCAAGAAUCGUUCUCGUGGUAACACUAUGCUGCUGCCUUCCAUGUUGAUGUUUGGUGUAAUUGUGGCAUCUAGUGGCUUACUCCUCAUGAUUGAGAAGGGAAUUUUGGCUGAGAUGAAGCCUCCACCCCUCCACCCCUCUACUAAAGAACUGUUUUGGAGAAGAGCUGGCAGUAGAACAGCAGGAGAUAUGGAUUAUCAAGUGCUGCAGGAUAUCCGAAAUAGGACAAUCCAUACCAUUUGCAGACAAAAAAACAUGCCUCGCACCAUUUGGGAUCUAUCAGCAGGCCAGAGAAGGACAGUGCUCAAACAUAUCCUGGUUAGUGACAAACAUCGCUUUUUAUAUUGUUAUGUUCCCAAAGUGGCUUGCUCCAACUGGAAACGAAUUUUGAAAGUUUUAGACGGUGUGUUGGAGAAUAUAGAUGUUAAACUUAAGAUGGAUCACAAAAAAGAUUUAAUUUUUUUAAAUGACAUGAAAUCAGAUGAGAUUCGAUAUCGAUUAAACCACUACUUCAAAUUUGUGUUUGUCAGAGACCCAAUGGAAAGACUUUUGUCUGCUUAUAGGAAUAAAUUUGGUGAGAUUAAAGAAUAUCAGUUAAAAUAUGGUAUAGAAAUAGUCAAAAGGUAUAGGAAAAACCCUGGAAAAAGCAUGGGGGAUGAUGUCACCUUUUCUGAAUUUCUCCGGUAUCUCUUAGAUGAAGAAACAGAAAAAAUGAAUGAACAUUGGAUGCCAAUUUACAACCUGUGUCAACCCUGUGCUAUAAAGUAUGAUUUCAUAGGAUCCUAUGGGAGACUUGAAGAAGAUGCCAAUUUUGUUCUUGAAAGGGUACAAGCACCAUCCUUUAUACAUUUCCCAGAAAGGCAAGCAUGGUAUAAGCCUAUAAGUCCAGAAACUCUGCAUUAUUAUAUGUGUAAUACUCCAAGAGAACUUAUAAAAGAGCUAUUACCAAAAUAUAUUCUGGAUUUCUCUUUAUUUGCAUAUUCUCUUCCAAAUGUUACUAGUCAGUUUUGCCAACAAUGAAAGUUUCUUUUGUGAAGCAAAUUGUGUGUCCUAUGCAAUUUUUCUAAUUUUAUAGUUUCCUUUUAAUACUUUUGAUACAUUAUUAGUUUACUAUACGUGCUAUCUUUUAAAAAAGCUUUAAAUUUUAUACUACAUACAUACAUAUAUAUAUAUAUACACACAUAUAUAAUACAUACACUAUUGAACUAAGCACAGUAUGUUUAUUUGAACAGUUACUUUUGUGUACAUUAGAAACAAGGCAUUUUUGUAAAUAAUUGUGAAACGGCAACCAUAGGACAGUAAAGUAAAACAGCAGAAAGUACAAAAACUAGGCUUGUAAAGAGGGCUCAGAAAAACCUUAUGAGUGUGCACCAUUUCACUUUCACUGAUACAAAUGUGAAGGCAGCAGUUUCAUACAAUAUUACAUUAAAAUAGUGGCAUAGGAUUUUAAGAUGGCUAAUGUAGCUAUUAAGGCAGAUAGCAGCCUUAUAGUAUUUUUUGAAACAACCUGUUUGUUAGAUAUGCUUCCAUAUAACAAGCAGAUCAGGAUUUAAAUUAUAUACAAUUUACAUAAUGGCUCAAAAUAUUUAUCAACACUUGUCUGAGCACUAAAAUAUAGGAAAGGACAUUAAUAUAGCUGGUUGAAAUGAUCAGCAAAAUUUGAUUAUUUAAAAUGCAGAAUACUGUUUUCACAAUGUUUUGAAGGGAUGGGUAGGAAAGGUAAAGGUAUGAGUUUAUAUAUGCAAUUCAAAUAAUGUGUAGCUAUAUGUACUUUAGAUUGCCAUAAUGGACAUUGUAUUUUUCUUACUGUGAUAGUUUUGUAGGCUACCAUGAUACUUUUUAUUUCCUUAUUGAAUGUAAACUUGGUGUGCUUUAUUUGUGAAAGAAAAAUUGUAAUCUUAUUUCAGGAUGUACUUCUGAUAAACUGUUACAAUUUUGUUAAGCAGCCUAAUUUUUCAGAUCAUUUGUUAAAUUCUGAUUACCUAAAUCCUUGAUUGUUUAUGACAUCAGCAUCAUCAUUUCAUUCCCUAGAAAGAGUAAAGCAAUUUAUUUUUGCACAUGAGGUUGCACACUGGUCAUGUGUAUCACAUGAACUACCUUUGCCAGAAAAACAAGACUAUUGUCAGAUACAACAGUAGAGGAUACUCGUAUAAUACUCAAUAUUUUGUGGAUGGAGUGGAGAACUCCCAUCUUUUGCUUCAAGCAAGACAAAGUCUAGAAUUAACAAACUCAAUAGUUUUAAUUUUCAGAUGGUCAUACUUUUUCCCUUUUUUAAAAAAAAUGUAAUUAUUUACUUGGAUAUUGUAUUUUGCCCUUUACUGUGCAUUUUGAAGUAAAAAUAAAAACCCACCAUUAUAAUUUGAAAGGAGAUUCUUCCAAUCUUUUAUCUUUGUUCAACUAGUUGUUUAGAUACAGUGAUUAGAAAUUAAAUAAACUAUGUGGUGAAAUGCAUGUGGAAUAUGCCUAGUUCACUGAAUCAUUGCUGGUCAACAGCAUAGGCCCACCCAUGUCUGAAGUCCUUGCGAAAAAUGUUUUACCUACUAUCCAUGCACAACUGAAAAAAGCUCAUUUGAUCCUGGCAAGAUUUGUAUGCUCCAAUUUCCUUUGAUCACACAAUGUCAUCUCUCAGGACUCCAAAAGUUGUCUUCCCUGUAGUAAUGCCUGCCCUUUGGAAUGAGGUUCUCCAUUAGAUUCGGAUGAAACACAUUCUUCAAUUGUUUAGAACUAUUAGGAGCUGGCUCUUGACCCAGCCAUCUGCAAGGAAUGUUUGCCACUUUUUUUUAGAGUUUUGUUGUAAAUUACUGAGUAUCUUUGGGAAUCAGAGGGUAUGCAAAUUUAAUAAAUAAAAAUAAGACUAUCAUAUAAUCUUCUCUUGAGGCUAUUGGUCACAUUAGCUAUAUCAUUAGGAUCAUAAGUUCAAUUUCUAUGGAACACCAAAAAGUGGGACACAUUAAGUGUUGUGCAUAAACUCAGUUAAAAAGUAAAAAGAAUUGGUGUUCCUUGUAUCCAACUUCUAUCACAAAAUAUUUUUUCAUAGUCCAUAUAAGAAGAAAUGUUAUUCCAAUGAUUAUCGCUUUUUUAGCUGUAACUCCAAGUUGAAAAUGAUACUGUUAUGCAAAAUGAGAAUGGAUGCUUUUGAAAACAUGUUUCUAUGUUUCUUUGUCACAAUUUCAGAAUAUUAAAACUAACAACUAUUUUGCAACCAAUAUCCAAGUGGUUUGUGUAGUGAUGCAGAAGUUCAGAGAUAUAACAGUUUUAAUUCCAAAAUGAAUCCUUUAUUUUUAUUUUAAACUGAAAAUAAACAAAAGUAAAGCUUAUUUUUGUUAUUUCAAAACCUAUCAACAAUAUCUCAAAUCCCAUUAAAAUAUUUGGGCAACAAAAUAAUGGUUUUGUUGCUUUCUAACAAAAUAAACAGUUAAUAUUUUAAUGUAUUUAUUAGUGUUAUUGUAUAUGUAUAUAAACAUAGGCUGAUUAUAUGACAAUAAAAGUUCUACACAGUUAAAAGUACUAUAUAUUUGUUUUAACAAACACACAGUUCAAAUGCUAUGUAUAAAGGAUAUAUGUGUCUAUCAAACACUGUUUUCCAAAUUAAAUAGUUUCUGAUCAAUGAUUUCUCACCAUUAGUUUACAUUUUUAAUUCUUAUUCCCAAGAAUA